Molecule: messenger RNA, 749 nt
Organism: Notechis scutatus (mainland tiger snake)
Lineage: Eukaryota; Metazoa; Chordata; Lepidosauria; Squamata; Elapidae
Source: RefSeq, a predicted model, not a curated record
GUGCAAGAAAUGAAACACAUGCAAGAAAUAUCGAAGUUCUUCCCAAGCAACACGGAAGACGACGAGAUGCAGGAGCUGGAGGAAAGCACCUGCCAAGGGGUCUCGUCUGAUCCUGAAGAGCAGAGUUGGGAAAUGGUGGUCAGCAAGAAGCACUUCAAACUAUGGAGGCGUCCGGUCGGCGGGGGUCAUAUGUACCAGUAUCGAGUCUUUGGAACAUACACAGAUGUGACACCAAGACAGUUUUUCAAUGUGCAGCUGGAUACGGAAUAUCGGAAGAAAUGGGACUCCCUCGUGAUCAAACUGGAAGUGAUUGAGAGAGACCGGGAUACGGGCUCGGAGGUAGUGCACUGGGUAACUCACUUUCCGUAUCCAAUGUAUUCGCGGGAUUACGUUUAUGUUCGGCGGUAUGAUGUGGACCAAGAGAACAACCUGAUGGUGCUGGUAUCACGAGCGGUAGAACAUCCAGGCGUCCCCGAAGAUCCUGAAUUUGUCCGGGUCCGAACCUACGAGUCACAAAUGGUCAUCCAUCCUCACAAAUCAUUUGAUGAGAAUGGCUUUGACUACCUGCUCACGUACAGUGACAACCCACAAACUGUGUUUCCUCGAUACUGUGUCAGCUGGAUGGUUUCCAGUGGUGAGUUUGGGGACUGUGAUUCUUCAGCAUAGAGAACGGGCUCCCCAAAGUGGCAGAACGAGAACUCUUUUGAGUUGGUUGUGUAAAACACCAGGUGACCUCAGAUCCCAGAAGG